Molecule: messenger RNA, 1519 nt
Organism: Camelina sativa (false flax)
Lineage: Eukaryota; Viridiplantae; Streptophyta; Magnoliopsida; Brassicales; Brassicaceae
Source: RefSeq, a predicted model, not a curated record
UCUCUUUACUUUUCUCACAUCUUCCCUCCUUUCGUCUCUCUCCCUCUCUUUCUUUCUCCAUGACAACCAUCACCGAAAAAUCUGAAAAACCGUUCACUAUCUCCCAAAUCAAGGCCUACAUCCCUAUUGUCCUUGAUAUGAAGAAAUUCAACUACGAUGUGUGGCGCGAGUUAUUUGAAACACACUGCAUCACGUUUAGUGUUCUCAAACACAUCGACGGUACCGGUAAACCAUCACCGGAAAUUGCUACGGCAUGGAAGGAGCGUGAUGGCUUGGUCAAGAUGUGGAUUUAUGGAACCCUCUCCAAAUCUCUCCUUGACACAGUUAUGCAAGCCAAGUGCACAACCAGUGAUCUAUGGCUCUCUAUCGAGAAUAUUUUUCGUGAUAACAAGGAAGCCCGUUCUCUACAGUGUGAUCAUGAACUACGUACAACCACCAUUGGCGAUCUUAGUGUUCAUGACAACUGUCACAAACUCAAAAAUCUCGCUGAUCUGCUUGCGAAUCUUGACUCUCCCGUCACAGAUCGGGUACUUGUUAUGCAUCUCCUCAAUGGUCUCUCCGACAAGUAUGACAACAUCAUCAACUUCAUCAAACAAAAGACACCCUUCCCAACUUUCUCGACGGCACGCUCAAUGCUUAUCAUGGAGGAGGAUCGGCUUGCAAAACAGAGCAAACCACAACCAAACAACAACGAUAGCUCCUCUGCUCCCGCUGUUCUCUACACGGCAUCGGAGCACCAACACUUGAAACAUCCACCUCACCAAGGUCGAGGAGGCUAUAACAACCGUGGUCGUGGCAAUCGAAACAACCGUGGCAGGGGCGUCAUCAUGGUAAUCAUUCUUGGCAACAUCACUCAUACGGACCACCACAAUGGCCGUAUGGACCUCCUCCACAAUGGCCACUGCCCUAUGGUUUCCCUUCACACCAGUCGCAGUUUCCGAUGGCUCCUUCUUAUCCACGUCAGCAAUCAUUCUCUCCUACCAAUGACAUCCUCGGCACUGCUCCACAACACCGCUCUCCUGCUGAAGCUCAUAUGAUUCAGUCACCAUAUCCUCCGCCACAAACCACAUCACCAUAUCUGCCAUCAGAACUCACUCAUGCUCUCAACACGAUGACGUUACAGGAUCCAAACAACAACUCUUGGUACAUCAGAACUCACUCAUAUCACUGCGAGGAUCUUCGAACCAAGACUCCUCUUCUCUGAUGUGAUAGUCAAGGCCCUCUUUAUGCGGUGACUCCAACCAACAAACUCACACCACCGCAGGCUUUCAUCACCACAUCUAGUAGCACUCUCUGGCAUCGUCACUUGGGACAUCCCGGGAGCUCUGUUCUACAAUCUCUUGCUUCUUCUGGUUUUUUAGUUUUUAAUAAAAGCGACAUGCCAAGUUUGUGUCACGCAUGUGAAAUUGGCAAAAAUGUUCACCUUCCCUUUUCUGCUUCUUCGUCUAUUAUUUCUAAACCUUUUGAAAUUGUUCUCACUAGGAUAUUUGGACUUCUCAUGUACCGAGUUUUGGAGCAA